Molecule: messenger RNA, 5640 nt
Organism: Salpingoeca rosetta
Lineage: Eukaryota; Choanoflagellata; Craspedida; Salpingoecidae
Exons: 8
Coding region: 1-5640 (1879 amino acids)
Biological process (GO): signal transduction
Source: RefSeq, a predicted model, not a curated record
AUGGGACUGGUUGGACACCCGUCCAACGGUAAGUGGGUUGUGCUGGGUCGUGUUGACUGUGAUGAUGAUGAUGAUGAUGAUGAUGAUGAUGAUGAUGAUGAUGAUGAUGAUGAUGAUGAUGAUGAUGAUGAUGAUGUGUGGUCCAGUGUUGAAAUCGUACAAGUACUCGAGGAUCUUGCGUGGCAACAACAAACAAUGCCCACGAGCACCGACAUUGGUCAACGACUGCUGUUCUCUGUGCUUCUGUUGUCGCCCAAGAAACAACGCCAUUGCUGCAUCUUUGAGGAGCCCAAGGACGAAGAUGAGAGUGGGCGCCAAGGCCUGUCUCACAGUACCAACGGUGGUGGAAGACGCAAAAGCGUCAAGGCGGGUCGUGUGCACCACAUCAUAUGCCGCUCAAAGGAGGAGGCGGAGAUGCUCGCCAUCAUUGGCGUCAAAGUGCGGCACAUCAAGCGCAACGCCGACAUGGCCGAAAAGGCAAACAGCCUGCGUUUUCUGCUGGAAGCCGUGAUGCGCCUGACCAAUAACAUGCCUCCACAGCACGUCGGCUUCUCCUACCGCUCGCUGGACAACAAUGAUCGCCGUCUUGUGGAGCCGACAGGUGUCAUGUACAACGACAAGCCCGUGUACUCUGUGCGCGGCUCGCUCGCGUCCUACUUCUACUUCAACAACGAGCAGUGGGUCAUGGGCACAGGCACCAUGGUCUCAUGCUUCUGCACCAAGAGGCGCUUCAACCCCCACACUAACUUCACCCCAUCCAUGAUUGUGGCGCAGCAGUGCGACAGCCCGCUCAACUUCGAAACCAUCGGCUGGAACCCCCACAAGGUCAAAGAAGCUCAUCCAGCCAGCGUUCGGCAACAGGAAGCUGAAACCAUCUUCACACUUUCCGCAAGUCUUCGUGCACCUGUGCUGACGGCCCAGGACCGCAUGGCCUUCCCCAAUCUCAAGACGCCACUGGUGACGCGCGAGCCCAAAGCUGAGCCGCAGCCUGAAAUCACACCAUCUUCUGACGCCCAGCAGCAGCAGCAGCAGCAGCAGCAGCAGCAGCAGCAGCAGCGCGAUGCUGGCGAGUCCGACGCUGGGUGUAUGGGCUUUUUCCGAUGCCUCACUCGUAUCUGCUGUUUCCCGUUGUGCUGUUGUUGCUGUUGCAACCGGGACUCAAACAAGUUCGUGGUGGACCCUUCCUCCAGCCCAGACUUCUACGACUUCGUCCUCCACGCGAACGUCACAGUGAAGCUGCCGGAACUGCUGCAGCGUCUCGCCCAGCUGUGCGAAGACCCACUCCUUGCUGACAACAUGUGCACACGUAGUCAGCCGGACCAGAAGACGCCACUACGAGAGUUGGUGGACAAGCUGUCGUGGCGCAAGCCGCCCAUGGCAGAGCCAAUCACUGCCAGCGUUCUCGCCGUCAUCGACGAGGUGACCGCGCACGCCGCCUUUGAGAAGCAGCUCGCCACGGAGCAAGGCCUCAGUGGUUUCCAGGACAACGAGUUCGCCGUCUUGAAGCAGCACGAGUUGGAGGCCAAAAUCUUGCGCCACCGCAAGGGUCACGAUGAGGAUGUGGUCAAGGGCGCCAUUGAAAAGGUGCGGAUGCACCUCAGCCGCGACAUUCUCCCCGCCAUGAUCCGCCUCCUGCACAGCGUCGUGGCAAAGGGCGAGGAGUGGCAGUUUGCGUCCGUAAGCUUCGCCGGCAUCCCUAACGACGACAACCACCCAGGCCACCUCAGCCAUGGUUUCUUCAACCGCUGCUUGCAGAACACCAACGGACGACGCAUGUACCACAACUCGCUCAUCCACCGCACCAUUUACUGGACGGGGCAGCGCUGGGAGGUGACGAGCGACGUGAACAACAAGGAGCAGGUGGAGGCAUACUCGAAAGACGACGUCAUGUCCCCAGACGCUGCCACCAGCUGGUUCGUGUAUGUCACCAAGAGGACUGAGGGCGAGUUGACCAAGGGCUUUCAGGAAAUGGAGCGCGUUCGCGUCGUGGAGCCAGACACAGGCAUGCGCUCGCGCUACACGGGUGCGCUGAUCAACAGUGUUGUGGACAUGAUGCGAGCCGUCGACCUGUGCGUCACGCAGGGGUCCGAUGUCAUCCUCAACCUGAAAGGGUUGCUCCAGCACGCGGUGCGCCUCGUGCGCAUGGGCGGGGACGCUUCCUUCGCCGACACCAGCUUGCUCACACUUUGUGGCCUCGUGUGCAAGCUCUCCCCAAAGAUGGAGGGCGUGCACGACGUGAUGGUGGAGUGCCUGCGCCACAACUACUUUGACGCCUUCGUGCAGGGGUUCUACCACACCUCCCGAACCACCAUCGGCAAGCUGCCCAAGUCCUCAAGCACAGACAGCUUCGACCACAGCACGUACCCCUUUUACCAGUUCCUUGAGCACAUCUUUGCCGCACGCAACCUUCUGUACGGGCUGAGGUUCCGCCUGCGUAGUGGCGCCCUUGUCCCGCAUACGUUCAACGGCGCCGUGGGUCAAUUCUCCAAGGACCAAGUGCUGCAGAUGUACGAGACGGGGCUUGAUCGCUUGCAUGGCCUCAUCGCCAAGUACGUUGCGUUCCGCAUGUUCUGCCUCUUCCUCGACGCCUUUGGUCGGUUGGGCGAUGUCGUGCGUCAGGGCACUGAGGACUUGCUGGAGGCAGGGCGACACGAGAACAAGCAGCUCGUGCGUGACAGCAAGGAUGCCAGGCACAGCAGCAAGGAUGGCGAAGAUGGCAGAAAGAAUGGCGACGAUGGCAAAGACAGCAAGAAAGGCAACGAUGGCAAAGACAGCAAGGUCGAGGAAAAGGAUUUCAUAGACAUCGACACAGAACGGAAGGAGGAUUGGGUGGAGUGCCUAAGCCAGGGGGUGUCACAGCUGGUCAAGUCCCCUGACUCUGUAGAGGUGUUUGCCCGCGACCUUCCGUACGCCGCGGCAGAACUCACACUUGUUGUUGAGGAGGCGGUGACCAACACCAUCAGCCAGACCGCGAAGCCCUUCCAGCACCGCAUCUCCCAGCACGUGAUCAAUCUGCUUGCCAACAUCACGGAGCACGCCGUUGAGCGCGUGUCGAGCCAAGAGGAAGAGAAUGAGGAGGAGGUGGUGGAGGAGGAGAAGGGUGGGCCGAGCAAGGAGGAGAAAGAGAAGAAGAAGGGUGAGCCGAUUCAAGACGCGCAGAAGAAGAAGAGGAGGCUCAAGCCCAGGGCGGGUGCGAAGAAGAAGAAGAAUAAGGACGUCCGGCAGACCAAGGAGGACAAGAAGAACAAAAUGAAGCAACGCGCUUCUGAGCCAAGCAUGGAGGAAGAGAAGAAGAAGAAGAAGCAGGAGGAGGAGGAGGAAGAGAAGAAGAAGAAGCAGGAGGAGGAGGAGGAAGAGAAGAAGAAGAAGCAGGAGGAGGAGGAAAAGAAGAAGAAGCAGGAGGAGAAAAGAGAGUACCAGCGCAAGGUGGAGCUUGUCUCCUCCGUCAUCUUCCAAGCCAACCCCGUGCCCGUGCUCGUGUCCCUGCUGCGAGGUCAGAAGCAGGACAGCAACGUCUUCCGCACCACGGCCCGGCUCAGCACCCAGAUGGACUGGUUCACAAGCGCCCUUCGUGCCCUGGCCAACCUGGCCAAGUCGAAGAAGGAGCACCGCCUGCGCAUCGUGCACGAGGGCCUCACCCCUGUCCUCCUCCGCUUCCUCAUUGUCGGAAACCUCAAGCUGCGGCACAACGCCACGCGCUGCCUCAUUGAGACGCUCCAGUUCACGCAGGAGAGCGUGGAGCAGUUUGUCAAGGAGGAGGGCCACCUCACCGUGCUGCGCCUGGCCAAGGAGGCGACGAACAAGGCCAUCACCAGCGUGGACACAAGCCUCGAAGGCGCCCUCUUCAGCGUGCUUGGCGCCGUGUGCUCUGUGCCCGCGGGCGCCAACGCCCUGGUGGACGAGCCAGACUUUAUGGAGCUGCUCUCCAACGCUGCACUCGAGCAAAAGGAGCUGUACACGUCCGGUGGCGGUCUCAGCGGCGCGCGCCUCAACAUGUGCGACAAGGUCAACCUGCUCUUCCUCCUGCUCACGGAGUUGGAGAUUUCCGACAACCUUGAGGGCGUGCAAGCACAACUGUCAGGCCUGAAGGGUGAGCUGAAGGAGUCGUGCGAGUUCCAGAACAGGCUGAAAAACGUGCUGGUCAAGAUUGGGGAGGUCAAGCCUGAGGGGGGCGACGACACGGGGAACGCCGAUGCUAAUAGCGCACAAGAUGAGGCCGUCGACAUGGGCCAGAACGAUCCAGAUUGGCAGCCAGAGCACGAGAGCGACCGUGAUGAGCUUCAGGCGGGCGAGCUCUUGUCGUGUGACGGCGUUCCCUUGCGGAAGGACGAGACGUAUGUGUACCAGCUGGCCACACUGGCCAAUCUGUGUGACAUGGGCGAAGAGCAUGAAACGAAGGACGGGAACGACAAGAAGGAAGAGAAGGGGGAGAACGGAGAGAAGGAAGGGAAGGGGAAGGCCAUGUGUUUCUUGUCUUACUCUUGGAGUCACAAGAGGCGCUUCCAGAAGCUUGAUACGUAUCUCGAGAACACUGGCUUGAAAGUCUGGCGCGACGAGAACGAGAUUUUCAAGAAAGCCAGCAUGCUUGAGAGCAUGGCCGGUGGCAUCCAUGGGUCUGCGUGCGUGAUUAUUGACUACUCGCCAGAGUAUGCCAAGUCGCACAACUGCCGUGCCGAGUUACACUAUGCCAAUAAACUGCGCAAGCCGCUCUUCUUCGUCAAGACGACGCGCAAGAAUCCACCGCCUGCGUCAGCGCUUGACUUUAUUCAAGCCGGACACUUGUACGUGGACUACUCCAAGGUCAGUUCGACCAAAAGUGUCAAGAAUCUCAACAAACAGCUGCGCAAGCAGAUAGGGGCACGUCUCAAGCUCCCACCAUUCAAGGACGACGCAGCAGAUGCUGACGAGGACGAGGAAGAGGAAAAGGACGCCCUAAAUACCUUCCUCUAUUUGGCCGGUGUCGCCAAGUACUCGCGCGAAGCGCUUUCCGAUCACGGCGUCACUUACCCGCUGCUCAAGUCGCUGUCGCGCGAGGACCUGCGCCACACGGGCGUGCUGAUGAGCGACAUCGUGAAGAUAGAAACGUCAAUUAACGAGUGGAUGUCACGAUUCAAUGAACAGGUUGCAGAAUGUCUGUUGAAGAUUGGUAUUCGGCAUCCCAACACUGUGGAUGUCAUUGCUCGGCUCAAGAUCAGCACACCCGAGGAGCUCAGGCGUUCGAAGCUCAUGUGGUUGCGUUCCAAAGGGGUCGACGAGGAAGAUGCCGAACGCAUUGUUGACUUCUUCAAGCCAAAAGAGCAAAGCAAGCAAGGCCCCCCGCAACAGGCGUCCUCUGCUCCCUCGAAUCCCAGCACUAGGCAGUCAAAGGUGCAAGUGUCCACCUCGUCAAUGCAACAGCAGCAACAGCGUGGGCAUGCACAACCACCGCCACCAUAUCGCUCGGCACGUUCAACCAUGGAGCGUCCUCUACCACCCACGCCAAGCAUGGAACCAGUCACAGCCCUCGAGCAGGCGUCAUCCUCCAGUAUGCACCCAGAACUGUUUUUCGACAGUCCUCCACCAGUACCGCCACGCCGUAUCACACAACACCAAGAUGGCUUUGGAUUUGACGGGGCCGUUUUCGACGUGGAUGAGCCUUGA